Molecule: messenger RNA, 408 nt
Organism: Sorghum bicolor (sorghum)
Lineage: Eukaryota; Viridiplantae; Streptophyta; Magnoliopsida; Poales; Poaceae
Product: stigma-specific STIG1-like protein 4
Exons: 1
Coding region: 1-408 (135 amino acids)
Source: RefSeq, a predicted model, not a curated record
AUGGCGAAACUCACGGCGAUCGUCCUGCUCAUGUUGCUGGCCGCCGCCGCAACGGCUGGCACGGUGGUCACUGGCGCCGCCGGCGCCAUCCCAGGUGGCCAACAAGCCAGGAGGAGCCGUUUCCUGCUUGCCAACUCGCCGUCGCCGUACGCUUGCUCCAAGAAGUCAGCGGUCGCCGUGUGCUUGGCUCCGGGCAGCCCAGGCGCGACGUGCUGCGGCGGGCAGUGCGUGGACACGGUGGCCAGCGCCGACCACUGCGGCGGCUGCAACAAGGUCUGCAAGCACGACCGGAGCACGUGCUGCGGCGGGCGCUGCGUCGACCUGCUCUCCGACGAGGACAACUGCGGCGCGUGCGGGAACCAGUGCGGCAACAAAUGCAGCAACGGCUUCUGUGACUACGCCCUGUAA